Molecule: messenger RNA, 1386 nt
Organism: Miscanthus lutarioriparius
Lineage: Eukaryota; Viridiplantae; Streptophyta; Magnoliopsida; Poales; Poaceae
Source: the annotation of a GenBank genome assembly
AUGGCCAGUGGCGGCGGCAACGCGGCGGCGGCCGCCAAGGACGUCGUGGACGCGGAGGUCGUCAUCGUGGGCGGCGGCAUCGCGGGGCUGGCGACGGCGCUGGCGCUCCGGCGGGCGGGCGCGGCGGCGUGCGGCGUGCUGGUGCUGGAGCGCCACGCGGGGCUGCGCGCCACCGGCGCCGCGCUCACCAUCUUCCCCAACGGCUGGUUCGCGCUCCGCGCGCUCGGCGUCGCGCACAAGCUCGCCUCCCGCUACGACGCCUACGAAACAUCCAAGGUGACGAAUCUUGAGACCGGGGCGACGCAGGUGUUUCGCUUCGCCGGGAACAAGAACAAGGGUGAAGAAGUCAGAGUGAGGGCGGUUGACAGGAAGGCGCUGCUGGAGGCGCUCGCCGAGGAGCUGCCACCGGGCACCGUCCGCUUCUCGUCCAAGCUCGUCUCCAUCGACACCGAGCGUGCAGCCGGCGACUCGUCGGUGACCGUCGUCCUUGGAUUGGACGACGGCACGGUGAUCCGAGCCAAGGUCUUGAUCGGGUGCGACGGCAUGCACUCGGUGGUGGCGCGGUGGCUGGGCCUGUCGGAGCCGGCGAGCUCGGGCCGCUCUGCCGUCCGCGGGCUCUCCGUCUUCCCUAACGGGCACGGCAUAAAGCGGGAGCUCCGGCAGUUCCUCUCGGAGGGUCUCAGAGCCGGCAUGGUGGCCAUCAGCGACACCGAUGUCUACUGGUUCCUCGUCAACAACACCGUCGCUGCAGAGAAAGAAGCCGCCGGCGACCCGGUGAAGACCCUGCGCGAGGUCACCGACAACCUGGCCGGCCACAUGCCCGCGGAGUACCUGGACGUGGUGCGCCGCUCCGACCACGGCAACCUCUCGUGGGCGCCGCUCCUGUACCGGAACCCAGUGUCCGUCCUGCUUGGCGCGGCGGCGGCGCGCGGGCCCGUGACGGUGGCCGGCGACGCGUUCCACCCCAUGACGCCCGACAUGGCGCAGGGCGGGUGCUCCGCGCUGGAGGACGCGGUGGUGCUCGCCCGGGCGCUGUCGCUCGCGGCGACGCCGGACGAGGGCGUGGCCGCGUACGUGGCGCGGCGGCGGUGGCGCGCCGCCUGGCUGGUCGCCGGGGCGUACCUGUCCGGGUGGGUCGAGCAGGGCGGGACCGGCGUCCGCGGCGUGCGCGGGUGGAUGGUGAAGGCCUUCCGGGAAUGGAUCUUCUACAGGUUCGUGUUCCCCAGGCUCGCCGACACCAUGUGGUUCGACUGCGGCCACCUCACGCCGCCGCCGCCGCCCACGAUCGGCAAGAGCCACCACCGAGUGAAGUCCGAACCGCGUGUCAGUAUCACCUGCAGGAUCAGGAUCAGGAUCCAGGGCUCCAGGCCUAUGAUAGCAGUAUAG